AAGGACAUGGUGAUGUCUGUUCAAAUCAAAAUGAAAAGAGAAACUGUAUCACAUGAGUUUGUUUUGGACUUGUGGUUUUUGGUCACUCCGUCAUCCAAUGACAAUGUGUCAUAGAAACACUGGGGCUUUUUUUAUAAUGAAACUAGGUUUGAGAUAAAAGAAUAGCCUAAAAGUAUGGCUAACUAUCUUUUUAAGUUUAGAUAUAAAAUGUAAGCUUAAUAGAGCACCCAUGUAAUUUGUAAUGUGAGUAAAACAAACGUUUAAAAUGCAACAAUGUAAGUAAACAAUAUCCACUCAUAUAUCCUACUGACAUACUUGCAGAAGUAUGUAAUUUAAAAAAAUGUAUAGGGCUACUACAACUACAGAACACAUGCAGCCAUAUAUACCAUGCUAUGGGUAUCCAGUAUCUAAGUGAUGAUGCAUCAUCAAAGCCAUCUGACGUUUUCUUCGGACUGUGUACAAACAGGGAACUGAACAGAGGAUGGGAGGAGUAUGGAGAUAUAGUCAGAAGCGCUGCUGUCUAAGGGAUAUACCAUCAGACAGCAGACAAGAACACACAAUGGCUGACGGAAAACUUUCCCUCGCUGACAUCGACGCCAUCUUCAAGGAGCUGAACAUAACGUACAACGGCACAGAUUUCUGGAUUGAUCCCAUCACUCAGCCAUGCAACCCCUCGCCUAUCUCCGACACGGCCAUGAUUGGCAUGAGUGUCUUCUACGUGCUCGUCUUUCUGCUGGCCAUCCCUGGGAACCUUCUGGUCGGGCUGGUGAUCUGCCUGAACAAGCAACCCCUUUCCUCCUCCGAUCUCUACCUCCUCCACCUGGCCGUGGCCGACAUCCUCCUGGCCGUGACUCUCCCCUUCUGGGCCACCUCCGUGACGCUGGGCUGGGUGUUCGGCGACGCCAUGUGCAAAAUGGUCAGCAUCCUCCAGGAAUUCAGCUUCUAUGUCAGCAUCCUCUUCCUGGCCUGCAUCAGCGUGGACCGCUACCUGGCCAUCGUCCGCGCCAAAGACACUCACAAGGUGAGCCGCCGACUGGUGAACUGGUGCGUCUGCGCCGCCGUGUGGUUCACGGGGGGACUGCUGUCUCUGCCGGGGCUGUUGAACUCUGCCAACCCUUCAACCGACUCGUCCAACGGCACGCAGCUGAGCGUUUGCACCGAGCAUUACGACCCGGGCAGCGUCCAGGAAUGGAGGCUGGCCACCAGGGGGCUCAGCCACACCCUGGGCUUUGUCUUCCCGUUGAUUGUGAUGCUGCUUUGCUACGGGACCACCAUGCGGCGCCUCCUGCGCACCAAGGGCGGCUUCCAGCGGCAGCGCGCCAUGCAGGUGAUCGUGGUGUUGGUGGUGGCCUUCCUGGUGUGCUGGACGCCCUACCACCUGGCGGUGAUCAUCGACACUUUCCUUCGGGCGGGGACCGGGCCGUACCAGUGCCUGACGCGGAACACCAUGGACCGAGCCGUGUUCGCCACGCAGAGUCUGGGGCUGCUGCACAGCUGUGUGAACCCAGUGCUUUACGCGUUUGUGGGCAGGAAGUUCAGAGGGAGGUUGGAGUCAGUGAUCCAGCAGACGGGAUUUCUUGAGCGCACGCAGACGCCUAGACCGAGCGGGUCCUCAUCAACGGAAAAGCCAUCCACGAUCCUAUAACUCUGUGUGUGUGUGUGUGUGUGUGCGUGUGUGCGUGUGUGCGUGCGUGCGUGCGUGCGUGUGUGUGUGUGUGCGCGCGCGCGCAGUGGCGGAUUGGCCGUCGGGAGCACCGGGACGUUUCCCGGUGGCCUGAUUGUCCUCCUGGCCUGCCUUGAACAGUCACCGGACUGAGUGACUGACGCCCGGGCCAAUCAAAUCGAUCCAUCUAGUUACGUAAUAACGCCGCUCGGCGACCUGUCGGCGUAACACAACAACCAAUUAGCUCCGCUGUCUUCAUUCCAGUAGUCGAGAGAAAUUGAGAGUCAGAAAAAGAGGAAAGGUGGAGCAGAGAGAGAGAGGGACAGAAAACGUAAAGCCCUCGCCACAGACAAUGCUCGGCAAUGCACGAGCAUUUAAAAAGAAAACACCCGGGAGCUCUGGUUCAGGAUGGCCGCAAACCACCGCAAGUUCUGUUGAUUUUCCCCCUUCCCCGACCUGGAAUGUUCGUUUAUCAAGCAGUCGCAGUAGUAUACAAAAGAUAAAAGUUCGUAUGUUUAUUAAUAUUAAUAUUUGAAUAUAUUCGAAUAUUUAUUAAUAAUAUUUGGACCAUUAAAUGUCUUCAUUCCUUUAUAUGGUAUAAAACUCGGCCAAAAGCCGAGCUCCGAGGGUUUGUUUACCAGCGUUGCUAUGGUGACCGGUCUUGCGUGUUCCAACGGUUUAUUAGGUAUCUAAGCUGUCUAAUCACUUCAUUCACUGCCUCUUCCGUGGUCAUUACAAUAUUAUGAAAUAUUAAUAGACUUUGUCGGGUUCGGAUUUUAUACUCUGGUGAAAAGAGAACUUUUGUCAUGUUAAAAAAAAAAAAAAAAAGUCGUUCGAUUAGUCGACUAAUCGAAAAAAUAAUCGCUCGAUUAGUCGUUAGAAAAAUAAUCGUUUGGGACAGCUAUAGUGCUUUUUGAGGAUGAGCUAUCAGUUUUUAUUACACGAAGAAGACAUGCGAUAAUAGGAAUUAAAUGGCGAAGCGAAAGACGCGCUAAUGCCAAUUACUAAGGAACGGAAAAGAGGUGAAAAAGAUUACAUUUGUGUAUCCUAUGGCUGCUGUCCUCAAUAGUUUUUGAGUAUUCAUCCAUUGCUAUAACAUUUGAAAACAGGGUUUGCAAUGAAAAUCAUAUAUUCAAAUAGAUAACUCAUCGGUCACUCCUAAAUCUCUUUUAACUAUCAAAUAGUGUUAGAAUACACAACUAGAGGUAUGGUGGUCUGCAUGAGAAGGGUGGCCUGGAAUGGCAUCAAAUUCCCGGCCUGAAUUAUUGUCCCAGUCCGCCACUGUGUGUGUGUGUGUGUGUGUGUGUGUGUGUGUGUGUGUGUGUGUGUGUGUGUGUGUGUGUGUGUGUGUGUGUGUGUGUGUGUGUGUGUGUGUGUGUGUGUGCGUGCGUGCGUGCGUAAUACUUCUGUCAACAAGAGGCAUGCACUUAUUGGUGAGUUGUAAAAAAGACAUGAGUCAGCAAAAGUUGUUUUGAGACAUUUUAAAUGUAAAUAAAAAAAAAUCAUGAAACAUUGUUUUUAUAUAUCAGUAUUUAUAUGUAUAUAUAUUUUCAUAUUCCGAAGUUGUAAAUGUGUAAAUUGUAAAUGGAUUUGUAGGAUGUCCGUUGUUCCUGUAUAUGUGGUUUUCUGCCCCACAGCACCUCCCUGUGUUCUGAUAUGUUAUAUGUUACUGGUUAUUGCUAAGCAACUAGAUGUUACAUAACUCAAUGCACAUUUCUUUGUUAUUAUCUGUGUUAUGUUUACUCUUUCUGCAUUUAUUGAUAAAACUUGAAUCUCUUCAAGAACACUGUCUGCCUCAUACUGUAACAUAUUAAAUCAUUGGAUGAGCUCA
Messenger RNA from Gadus morhua (Atlantic cod), 3494 nucleotides. Its product is annotated as C-X-C chemokine receptor type 2-like. Bases 482 to 1645 code for a protein of 387 amino acids. NCBI's taxonomy places the organism in Eukaryota, Metazoa, Chordata, Actinopteri, Gadiformes, Gadidae. The transcript has 3 exons. The record is from RefSeq and is a predicted model, not a curated record. Gene Ontology annotation, biological process: immune response; neutrophil chemotaxis; G protein-coupled receptor signaling pathway. Gene Ontology annotation, molecular function: C-X-C chemokine receptor activity; C-C chemokine receptor activity; C-C chemokine binding. Gene Ontology annotation, cellular component: membrane; external side of plasma membrane.